Epinephelus lanceolatus (giant grouper) is the source of this 3104-nucleotide messenger RNA. RefSeq names its product homeobox protein Dlx4a-like. Gene Ontology annotation, biological process: embryo development; regulation of transcription by RNA polymerase II; cell differentiation. Gene Ontology annotation, molecular function: RNA polymerase II cis-regulatory region sequence-specific DNA binding; DNA-binding transcription factor activity, RNA polymerase II-specific. The record is from RefSeq and is a predicted model, not a curated record. Lineage: Eukaryota; Metazoa; Chordata; Actinopteri; Perciformes; Serranidae.
AACACACUGCGCUCCUCUCAACGCCUCCUCACUACACGGGAGGGAACCGAGCACCGGGCUGCGGGUCCAGGACGGAGAGGAGAAGGAGAGUACUCGGUGUGGAGGAUUUUAAAUCAGGUUUUCGGCUUUUUUCGGAGAGUUUCGGGGGUUUGUUUUUGUGAGCGCCGCCGCGCGUCCUGUCCGUCUAAAUGGUGUUUGUGACUGAGCGUGAGGUCUGCGGAGCGCUGAGCUGGGAUGUAGCGGAGGGCAAACCCACAUAGAGCCGCUGUGAAGUCUUGUUUUCCUGCAGCGGGAGUCAGAACAAAAGGUAGAUGACAUUUUAAGAGGCUGCUGACUGUUCCUGGAAACUCUCCUCUGAAAGUCUGCAGACUCUUGUGACAUUGAUGGUGGCUUCCUUCAUGAUGGCCCCCCUCCGGAGGUCAUACUGACCCCUCUGAUUUCCCUCCUCAUCACUGCCCCUCACCCCAAUGAUGACUAUGAGCUCUAUAUCGGACACUUUAGUCCCGCCCGAUCCCUCCAAAUCCGCCUUCCUGGAGUUCGGCGGCCACGGGUACCCCGGGCACCAGCAGCCCUCCCCGGGCCUGUCCCACAACCACUACCCGGUCCACGGGCUGCACGCUGUGGGCCCCUCGCAGCACGACGGGCCCUUCUCCUCCGGUGCAUCGUCGUACGGACGCCCGCUGGGAUACCCGCCCUAUCACAGCCCCGUGAGCGCGCACCACCCCGGGGCCUACCUGCCUUAUCAGCACGGGGGACACGGCGGCGCGCUCGGACACACCAGACUGGAGGAUGCAGAACACGAGAAGCCGACGGCGGUGAUCGAGAAUGGGGAGGUGAGGCUGAACGGGAAGGGGAAGAAGAUCAGGAAGCCUCGGACCAUUUACUCCAGCCUGCAGCUCCAGGCCCUCAACCAGCGCUUCCAGCAGACCCAGUACCUCGCCCUGCCCGAGAGGGCCGACCUGGCAGCCAAACUGGGCCUGACGCAGACCCAGGUGAAAAUAUGGUUCCAAAACAAACGAUCCAAAUACAAGAAGAUCAUGAAGAACGGGCCCUGUGGACCGGAGGGAGACCACCUCGCCCCCCCACCGCCGUCCUCCUCUUCCCCCUGCUCUCUGUGGGACAUCAGCAUGGCUGCCAAAGGUGCGCCGGUGCACUCUGGAGGAUACAUGAACAAUUUUGCUCACUGGUACCCCGGACACCAGCAGGACUCCAUGCCCAGGACUCAGAUGAUGUGACAGUCAGGAGGACGCAACACUUCCAGGACUAAUUAUGGAUUUAUACCAGCGAGAUGACUGGAGCUGUUAGAGACACGGACGUUUUUAAGAGUUUGAGCCGCUCUGGAGGCAAAAAUAAUAUAACUGGCAGAGAUCAAAUGCAGUGAACAGAUACUGUGUCUUUACUUUAAGCUGGAAAGGCGUGCAGAGAGGCUGCAGCAGCGACCCCUGAGUGUACUGAACGGAGCGAGGGUUGGUUUAAUUACUUAUGAAUUCAUGUGUAAGGGGAAGAAUGUGUUAUUUCUUUUUCCAAAAGUCAGUCAGUCCUGCCAGUCACGUUAUUUCUGCCUCCAGAGGAGUUCAGCCUGCCAAGACUUUUUUCAUUAAGCUACAAUUCAAAUCUAAUGCCAGGCCUGCGUCUGUGAUUCUGGACUUUAAGGGUUUUUAUGUCUUUUCAGUGGGUUAUCAGUCGCCAGAAGAGAAUGUUGGCAUUGUCUCUGCAAACCAUGAAUAUCUGACAUUUACACGUUUCAUACAUAUCGUAUCAACAUUUCUAAAGCGAGGUAGUAUAUGAGCUGACUGUGUCAUCAGGAGGUGGAGGGGAUGCUGAAUGGCGUAACAACUAACAAAACUGGUUGUGAUUUACUAAGUCAUCGCUGUUUUUCCAGUGAAAAUUUAGUCACCAAAUGUGCGUGUUUCCUAACAAUCCACUGUCGUGUUUCCAGUGGGUAUAGUGGCACGAAGAGCUGUUGUUGUUUACUGAGACAUUGCUGCGUUUCCUGCCAAGAUAGUGCCCCAAAACCAGGUAUUUUAAGCCAAAACAUUGUCUUUUCUGAACCAUAACCCAGUUGUGUUUAACUAAAUAAAAUAAUAUUUGCCAAAGCUGUCACUAUAUCCAGACAGUAGUACAUGAAAUACAUCAUCUUCCUCUGUCUCCUCCUUGUGUUCCAAAUGGCAGUGCCAGAAUCCACGGCACCUGAAUGAAAGAAAAAAAACAUAUGCAGCAAAGACGAGUACGUAAAGAAAACAAGACAAGACAAAAUGUAAACCAAAAAGAAAGACUAAACCGAAGCCGAGAUAAAACAAGAAAGCUUGGGAUGUCGGUUUUGGUUAAUUUUGCUUUCAAAAGGCCUACGGCCAUUAACCAGUGACCCUUGCUCAGUGAGCUUUAGUACUAAAUAUUUUGCCUUUUAUUUUACUUUCUGUUGGCUUGCUGACAGACAGCCGGCUAACCACCUUAACACGUGGAAAAAUAGCACCCCCUAUCCACCCUCCAGUCUCCACCAGUUCCUUGGCUGCUCUGUAGUGCACACCACCCAGGUCAGGAGGGAGUUAAUGUUAGCUAGCAACACCGCUCAUUCAGAGAUUACAGUAACGUCCCCCCUUAGCUAGCUAGCUCCUAACAGACUUCGGUCAAGUGCAGUGUAGUACAGUGAAGAGUAGCAAAAUUAACCUGUAGGUGUAAAAAGUCAAAAUAUUAUCAGUUUACCAAUUAACGGUUAAAUGUUGACAACCCUAGGCUACACAUCAGAGUUGCUUUUCCAAGGUGAAGAGAGCUACGGGGACCUUAAAGGUUUCUAAACUAGUGCUGGUUCAGAAGUGGUUUGAGUCUUCCUUUGUUUUUCAUCGUCGGUCUUCUACUGAUUGCUUAUGCUUUGCAGAAUUCUCUUGGCUCUUAUUAAUUGUUUCUGUCCAGGAGCAGGCUGUUAUCACAAUUUUUUGUCAUGUGUUUCACUACAAACAGCAGUGCACCUGAAUUCGUAUAUCUCACGUAUUUUGAAAGGCUGCGAUCACGUGAUCAAUGUGCUGAUGGCAGCAAACAAGGAAACAGUCCCAAGUGCCAGUGAGGAGGCAGGUUGCGGUGGUGGAUGGUUACAAAAAAAAAAAAAA